Messenger RNA from Phascolarctos cinereus (koala), 4733 nucleotides. RefSeq names its product fatty acyl-CoA reductase 1 (gene FAR1). Gene Ontology annotation, cellular component: peroxisome. The record is from RefSeq and is a predicted model, not a curated record. Gene Ontology annotation, biological process: long-chain fatty-acyl-CoA metabolic process. Gene Ontology annotation, molecular function: alcohol-forming very long-chain fatty acyl-CoA reductase (NADP+) activity. Lineage: Eukaryota; Metazoa; Chordata; Mammalia; Diprotodontia; Phascolarctidae.
AUAACAAAGUAUUCUUUUGGAGAGGAAAAAAAUCAGCACAACUCAACAAUACAUUGAAAAAGCCUGAAAAUGUCUAUCGUGUGAUACCUGUAGACCUCCUAUUUCCAUGAAGAGACAGUGCACUUUUUGCAUGAAGCCCUGGGAUGUUGCAGUGACUCAGCGGUGACAUUCAUGGCCAUUUGAAAAAGAAUGACCUGCUCAGCUACAUUGCAGAAGGAAAGUGAGCAAAUCCAUGGGACAGAAUGGUUUCAAUUCCAGAAUACUAUGAAGGAAAGAACGUUCUACUCACAGGCGCCACUGGCUUCCUGGGGAAGGUGCUUCUCGAAAAGUUACUUCGGUCUUGUCCUAAGGUGAAUUCAGUGUACGUCUUAGUGAGGCAGAAAGCUGCCCAGACCCCGCAGGAGCGAGUGGAGGAGGUAAUCAGUGGCAAGCUUUUUGACAGACUGAGAGAUGAAAAUCCACAAUUCAGACAAAAAAUCAUAGCAGUCAGCAGUGAACUCACACAACCAAAACUGGCCCUUAGUGAAGAAAACAAAAAUAUGAUCUUAGAUUCUACUAAUAUCAUAUUCCACUGUGCAGCCACUGUCAGAUUUAAUGAAAAUUUAAGAGAUGCAGUUCAACUAAAUGUAAUUGCUACUCGACAGCUUAUUCUCCUCGCAAAGCAGAUGAAGAAUCUGGAAGUGUUCAUGCACGUAUCAACAGCUUAUGCAUACUGCAAUCGAAAGCAUAUCGAUGAAGUGGUCUAUCCCCCUCCUGUGGACCCCAAGAAACUAAUUGAUUCUCUAGAGUGGAUGGAUGAUGGACUUGUAAAUGAUAUCACUCCCAAACUUAUAGGAGACAGACCUAAUACUUACAUAUAUACAAAAGCCUUGGCUGAAUAUGUUGUACAGCAAGAAGGGGCAAAACUGAAUGUGGCAAUUGUAAGGCCCUCAAUUGUUGGUGCCAGUUGGAAGGAGCCUUUCCCAGGAUGGAUCGAUAACUUUAAUGGACCAAGUGGUCUCUUUAUUGCUGCAGGGAAAGGAAUUCUUCGAACAAUGCGUGCUUCCAACAAUGCCCUGGCAGAUCUUGUUCCUGUAGAUGUAGUAGUCAACACAAGUCUUGCAGCAGCCUGGUAUUCUGGAGUUAAUAGACCAAGGAACAUCAUGGUGUAUAACUGCACAACAGGCAGCACUAAUCCUUUCCACUGGGGUGAAGUUGAAUACCAUGUAAUUUCUACUUUCAAGAGGAAUCCUCUCGAACAGGCCUUCAGACGGCCCAAUGUAAAUCUAACCUCCAAUCACCUUUUAUAUCAUUACUGGAUUGCUGUGAGCCAUAAGGCCCCAGCAUUCCUGUAUGAUAUCUACCUCAGGAUUACUGGAAGAAGCCCAAGGAUGAUGAAAACAAUAACUCGUCUGCACAAAGCUAUGAUGUUUCUAGAAUACUUCACAAGUAAUUCUUGGGUUUGGAAUACUGACAAUGUUAAUAUGUUGAUGAACCAGCUAAACCCUGAAGACAAAAAGACAUUUAAUAUAGAUGUGCGACAGUUGCACUGGGCAGAAUAUAUAGAAAACUACUGCAUGGGAACUAAGAAAUAUGUAUUGAAUGAAGAAAUGUCGGGUCUGCCUGCAGCACGGAAACACUUGAACAAGUUGAGGAACAUACGUUAUGGUUUCAAUACUAUCCUUGUGAUUCUGAUAUGGCGUAUUUUUAUUGCAAGAUCACAAAUGGCAAGAAACAUCUGGUACUUUGUGGUUAGUCUGUGUUAUAAGUUCCUGUCCUACUUUAGAGCAUCCAGCACUAUGAGAUACUGAAGAAAAGAAUUUAGCAUUAGGACAUCUAUGCAUAUGGUGGUCUUAACUGCACAAACCCUGUACUUAAGUUAUCUCACUUUUUGUCAAGACGUUAAACCAACUUAGAUCUGGAGUGUGGAAUAAGUGACAGUACAUUUUAUGUAACAUUUAAAUGUGUUUACUCACAGAAACCUAGAAAAUAAACGGGUGGAUGUCGGCUCCAACCAAUAUUAGCCAAUUUUAUGAUAACCACACAAUCAAGGCUUCACAUUUUUAUCCUGGAAGGGUGUUUUGGGUAUGGGAGAACAAGGAGGGAGGAACAUGGGAAAAAAUUAGGACCACUGACCAAUAUAACUGUGCAACCCUGGAAACACAUCAAUUGAAAUCUAUGCCUUAACAGUGAAUUUUUCAUUGUAAUUUUAACCUGAAUGGGAACAUUUAUUUGGACGUAGAUAUUGACUUAUUUGUUCAAACUAAAUCUUUAUUUUUCUUUUCCAUGGGAAUGUUUUAGUGCUAUAUAAAAUCUUGUCUAAACUAUGGCACACUUUUAUCCUUUAAGUUAUUGAAAAUUCUCAGAUAUGAAUGUGAUGGUGUCAUUUUUUUUUAAAUUUUUUUUUCAGUUGUUAAGGAAUUGAUUCAGUUAGUUUACUUAAUUUUAUUAUUGAAAGGCAAUUUAGCCAUAUGUUCCACUUGACCUACAGGAUUUGAUGGAUUUCAGAAUUCGUAUAUUUUUUGAUGUAUUUUUGAAGGGAAAUUAAAAACAGCAACACAGCAGAGCAGUCAAAAUAUUAAAAGGAAUAGAAAUACCAGCUGCUAAGUUUUUCCAUUUAUGGAGGAUCGUGAAAUUAGUCCAGUAGGAAUCUCUUGAACUUUUGAAGCCUGAAGAUUUCUUUAGAUUCUUAUUAUCCAUGCCUUUCGUUCACCCCUUUUAUAAAAUUGUCUUUGUAGAAUUUUUAAGAUAUAUACUUUCUUUCCAACAAAAACUGAAUGUGCAUUAUGAAAGAAUGUAUUUGUGAGCAGUGAUGCCAUCUACCAGACAUACAGAUGUGUGUAAGCAUAUACUACUUUUCUAACUUGCAAGCUGAAUUCCUUCAAGAAAAAAAAGAAUAAUGCUUCAAAGAAUAAUGUGUAUUAAAUCCAAAUAAAGGAGUUUAUUAACAUACCAUGUUUAAUAGCAAACUGUUGACGGAAUUUGGAGAUACUGUCUAUUUUCUGUGCAUGUGGUUUUAGCUUUAGGGAGAAAUACAUUUAUAGAAACUUCUAGGGAUAAGAAAGAGUUGAAGUAUAUUUUAAUGACAUUAUGGUUUCUCUUUAAAUCUCAGUAGAAUGCUAUAUUAUACUCUUUUAACAUAACUUUCAUUUAACAAUUUGUUCAGCAUAACACUGUGUUCAAAUUAAAAUGAUCACGUUGUACUGUAUUUAAAUCAUCAGCAAGGAAUCUUUGAAUAUAUUUAAAGAGGUCAAUUCACAACACAAAAGAAUUACAUAAAAAUCAGCACCUUGGUAUUUUCUUUGUCAGUUUCAAACCAAUGUCUGAAAAGCUUAUUUUGUUAUUGUUGUGAAAAGCUAACUGUAAAGGAAAACACCUUCUUUUGUGUAGGUGUAUAAUCUUGAGAUGAAAAAUGCUUCCAUGUUGAAGCCAAACAUUCUGUAGUAAAAACUUUAAACAUCCUUUUAAAAGAUACUAUACACACACACACACAUACACACACACACACACACACACACACACACACACACACACCACACACACACACACACACACACACACACACACAUAUUCAUUAUUUGAAAUGCUAUUUGCUUUCUGGUCCAGGACCAUACCUUUUCAAGGUGUGAGAGACCUGAACAGUGUCUAAAAUGGAAGAAAUGACGGUUCCUGUGGUUUUAACUGUUCCACUUAAUUAAUAUUCCUACUGUAUGCAUUAAACCACCUCCCUGAAUGUAUUCUGGUUGUAUUGAAAAUAUGCUAAUAUGGGUAUGAUUUAUGGUUUCUGUGAAAUAUACCUAGACUCCUAAGAUCUAUCUUUGUAUCUUGUAUGUGAACUUGGAGGGAGAAGCAACCGCUCCAUAAUUAUUGAGUGGAGCAGAGCUAUGCACGUUUUAUGUGUACGUAUGUACAUACAUAUGUACGUGUGUAUGUUCAGCUGUUUCAUUGUUCUCAUUGUAACCAUAACUUUUAAAAGUAUGUCUACUUCUGAAUUCCUCUGAUUGUAAGUCUGGGAGGUACUGAAGCCCCUGCACUAACUUUCUCUGUUGAAAACUCUGCUUUUAAAGGAAGGCUGUUAAAUAAAUUAACUGUGAAUCCGUGCAUCAUUGUGGAGCAUAAAGAUCCUUCAUCUUUGCCCUGGAUAUGACCUUCCAUCCUCAAGGGCAGACAAAUGCUCUGAGAGAGAGUUGUAAACCUCUCCUGUGCUUUGCCCCUUGUUGGGUUGUGGAUUUCAGUUCUGUCAUAGGUUACUUUCUCCCUUGACUUGACCUCUUUGGGGUUUUUUCCAUCAUUAACAUUAGCACAUACUUUCAUUCCACAUGAGCCAGUUGCUAAACUUGUUUUUCAAGAACAUUUUUUUCAUUCUGGGAUCCUUAUAAUAUUGUUUUGGAGUCUGGCAUUUUAAAUGUCAUUGUGAUUGUAAUGAAUUAAUUUUGAUACAGAAAACAGUCAUAUUCCCCAUAAUUAACAAAAACAAAGAGCACAGCAAAACCUUCUCUUAAGUAGGAAUGGCUUUAUGAAAUGAAUAGUCAUUGAGUCUGUGAUGAUAGAGCUUGGAGUGGGAGGGGGAAGUAUUUCUCUCAAGACGGUGAUUUUGUACCCUUCCUUUUCUGUUCGCCUGUUGUAGGGAUAGUUACCUAGAAUAAAAAUGUAACUCAAUACUCUUUUAUAAGACUUAAAUAGAAGCGUUAUUGAGUGCCUUUUGUUUGUAAACCAAAAAGAUUAAUAAACAAAUCCCUAUAUUUGUUGCUGUA